This is a messenger RNA of Rhizophagus irregularis DAOM 181602=DAOM 197198, 3007 nucleotides long. NCBI's taxonomy places the organism in Eukaryota, Fungi, Glomeromycota, Glomeromycetes, Glomerales, Glomeraceae. The record is from RefSeq and is a predicted model, not a curated record.
UUUUUGUACACUUAUAUAAUAAGUUUUAUAAUCUUAAAAUUUUUCAAAAAUUAAGCUUGUUUAUUUUUAAAUUAACACUUUUUUUUAUUUAGAUUCUACUUAAAUAGAGCUUUUAAUUCAGUUUAUUUAAAUAAUAGGGUGUUAAAAUUGUUUGAAAUUUUGCGCAGUGAAAUCCGACACAUUGGGCCAAUCUGUUUCAAUAGAAAACUUUUUCAAAAAUUUGGUAUAUUAUGGAAAACGUGACUGCUUAUUAGAUCAGUGCAUCGGAAAAAAUAUGACCCGAAAAAUUCAUUUUUUCUACUUUUGGCUAAAUAUUCCCUUUUUAGUAACUUAUUCAUGGCAUAUUGAAUGAAAAAAAAAAAAAAUUUUUUUUUCAAAAAAAUUUUUCAAUAAAAAAAUUUCUAAAAUAACCAAAUGGGAACUAAUCUUAAUAAUUUAAAUAUCUCGGAUAAAGAUACUGAUACAAUAAAUACCAAAAAUUGUUGCAAACCACUUACUGAAGAAUUAUGGUGUAAAGAAAGUAUUAAUUCUUUAGAAAGAUCAGCAGAAAAUGGUGAUAAAGUAGCAAUGUUUAACUUAGCCAAUAGAUAUAGAGAUGGAGAAGGAACAGAAAAGGAUUUAGAAAAAGCCUUUUAUUGGUAUCAAAAAGCAGCAGAAAAAGAUCAUAUUGGAGCAAUUAAUAAUUUAGCCAUAUGUUAUUAUAAUGGAGAAGGAACAGAAGAGAAUUUAGAGAAAGCCUUUCAUUGGUUUAAAAAAGCAGCGGAAAAUGAUCAUACUGGUGCAAUGUAUAAUUUUGCCAUAUGUUAUUAUAAUGGAAAAGGAACAGAAAAGAAUUUAGAAAAAGCCUUUCAUUGGUAUCAAAAAGCAGCGGAAAAUGAUGAUAAAAAAGCAAUGAAUAGUUUAGCCAUAUGUUAUAAAAAUGGAGAAGGAACAGAAAAGAAUUUAGAAAAAGCCUUUCAUUGGUAUCAAAAAGCAGCUGAAAAUGGGGAUGAAAAUGCAUUGAAAAAUUUAGCCAUUUGUUAUUAUUAUGGAGAAGGAACAGAAAAGAAUUUAGAAAAAGCCUUUUAUUGUUAUCAAAAAGCAGCAGAAUAUGGUAAUAAAGUAGUAAUGUAUAAUUUAGCCAUAUGUUAUGAAAAUGGAAAAGGAACAGAAAAGAAUUUAGAAAAAGCCUUCCAUUGGUAUCAAAAAGCAGCAGAAAAUGGUGAUGAAAAUGCAAUGAAUAGUUUAGCCAUAUGUUAUNAUAAUGGAGAAGGAACAGAAAAGAAUUUAGAAAAAGCCUUUCAUUGGUUUCAAAAAGCAGCGGAAAAUGAUCAUACUGGUGCAAUGUAUAAUUUAGCCAUAUGUUAUGAAGAUGGAGAAGUAACAGAAAAGAAUUUAGAAAAAGCCUUUCAUUUGUAUCAAAAAGCAGCAGAAAAUUAUGGUAAUAAAUUAGCAAUGAAUAGUUUAGUAAGAUGCUACAAUAAUGGAGAAGGGACAAAUAGGAAUUUAGAAAAAGCCUUUUAUUGGAAUCAAAUAGCAGCAGAAAGUGAUAAAGCAAGUACUAAUAAUGAAGUUGAAUUAUGUAAUAACUGUAAUCAACCAUAUAUAGAUUACCAGUGGUGUCAACAAUGUAUUACUAAACGGUUUCAACAAGAUUUUUCAAAGUGGACUAGUGGAAAUGAAUUUAUUGAUAAAUUUAUUCAGGAUGCACAAUUAAAUGCUAAAAAUAGUUAUGAAAUUUUAGAAUGGAUACCUUAUAAUAAAUUGUUAAGUAUUAAUUAUUAUAAUAAAGGAGGAUUUAGUGAGAUUCAUAAAGCUAUCUGGUCAGAUGGACCUAUUUUUAAUUGGAAUUUUGAUAAACAGCGAUGGAUUAGACAAACAGAUUAUGAAGUCAUUCUUAAAAUAAUUAAUAAUUCAUCAAGUUUAAAUAAUAAAUUUUUGGAUGAGUGGAAAUAUCAUUAUAAUUGCCAGAAAAAAUCAUUUUCAAAAUUUAUUCAAUUUUUUGGAAUUACCCAAGAUCCAAAUAAUUUAAAUUAUAUAAUAGUAAUGAGUUAUGCAAAAAAAGGAAGCUUGAGAAAAUGUUUAUCUGAUAUAAUUAAAUUUAAGUGGCAAGACAAAUUACAACUAUUGAAAAAAAUUAUAUUAGGACUUAAAGUAAUACAUGAAUCAAAUUUAACUCAUGGUGAUUUUCAUGAUGGUAAUAUUUUAAUAUCAGAUAAUCACAAUGAGUUAUUCAUUAUUGAUUUAGGAUUAUGUAAACCUAUAAGUGAUUUACAAGAUUCUGAUAAUAAUGAUAAUGAAAUUUAUGGAGUUUUACCUUAUAUGGCGCCUGAAAUAUUAAGAAGUAAUCCUUAUACACCAGCAAGUGAUAUUUAUAGUUUUUCAAUGAUAAUGUGGGAAUUUACAUCAGGUAAACCUCCAUUUGGAGAUGAAGCACAUGAUCAUAACCUUAUCUUGAGUGUUUGUGAAGAAGAAAAACGUCCUGAAAUUAUAAAAAAUACUCCAAAAUGUUAUAUAGAUUUAAUGAAAAAAUGUUGGGAUUCAGAUCCUUCUAAUAGACCAACUAUAAGAAUGCUUGAAUAUAUUGUAUCUGAAUGGAUUAGAUGUAUUAAUGAAUAUUAUGAAAUAAACAAGGAUGGAAAUUAUAAAUUUUCAGUACGUAAUAUUGAUAAUCAAUUAAAAGAUGAUAUGCUUGAAUUUGUAGAAGCAAACAAAACUUUAGUACAAGAACAAGCAAAUACUUCUAUUAUGCAAUCUCAUCCACAAGCAUAUUAUACAAGUCGCAAAAUUACUAAAUUUACUGAAAUUUUAGCUCAAGAAAAGUCCGAAUUCAUAAUUCAGGAAAUCGUUCAAGAAAAGUCUGAGUGUUUUGAAUGUAUGGUUGUAGAUUAAUGAUCUUGUUCAUUAUUUAUUGAAUUAUGAAAAUAUUUAUAUUAUGUAAUUUACAAUUUUGGCAAAAAUAAAUAUUAUUAAAUACAAGUAUAAUAAUUAUUGAAUAAUGUUCGUUUAUACAAUAUUUUUAUUUUAU